AUGCUCUUCGAAUUCUGCUUCCUUCUUCUCGCUCCCCUCGUCGCGGCUGGAACGCCUACGGCACGCGCAGAAACGGCCCUCGCCGCGCUCCAGACAUGGUACAACACCACCAGCGGCAUCUGGAAUACCUGCGGCUGGUGGAACGGGGCCAACUGCAUGACUGUUAUCGCUGACCUGGCGGAUGUGGACGACUCGGUGCGGGACGUUGCUGUUGCUGUGUUUGAGAAUACGUGGUCGGUGGCGCCGAGAUCGAAUCCCGCGCCGGGACGGGGGAAUGACUCGUACAACGGAGCGAUCAAGCAUCAUCGCCGGCAGAAGGUUAGUCGGCGGCGCGCAGGGGUAGAUGUCUCUAAGUGGUUGGAUGGAGCGUACGACGAUGAUGCGUGGUGGGCGUUGGCGUGGAUCGCGGCGUUUGAUGUCACGGGUAGACAGGAGUAUCUUGAUCUUGCGGUGGGGAUAUUUGAGCAGUUGAGUAAGGUGUGGCCGUCCAGAUGCGGCGGGGGCAUCUACUGGGACUACACGCAUACCUAUGUCAACGCCAUUGCGAACGAGCUGUUUCUCUCGUUGGCGGCGCAUCUCGCGAAUCGAGCGUCGAACAAGGAGUAUUAUGUUGACUGGGCUCAACGCGAGUGGGAUUGGUUCCAAGGCAGCGGAAUGAUCAACGCCAACCACAUGAUCAACGAUGGGCUGACGGAGAGCUGCCAGAAUAAUGGACAACCCACAUGGACCUAUAAUCAAGGAGUCAUCCUUGGCGGACUGGCCGAGCUAUACCGUGCGUCUCCCAACGCAACAUUCCUCGAGUCAGCAGGGGAGAUUGCUAAAGCGGCGAUCGCGGCGCUGAGUGACUCGAAUGGUGUCAUGCACGAGCCCUGCGAGCCUAGCAGCUGCGGUGGCGACAGCACGCAGUUCAAGGGGAUCUUCAUCCGGAACCUGCGGCUGUUACACAGUKUGGCCCCGGAUGAGGAGUACUCGCGUGUCAUUACAGCGUCUGCCGAUAGUAUCUGGGCGAAUGAUCGCAAUGCCAGUAAUAAGAUGGGGGUUAACUGGGCUGGUCCCCUUGAGCGGGUGGAUGCUUCGUCUCAUAGUUCGGCUAUGGAUGCGUUGGUUGCUGCCAUUGGAUUGUGGUAG
Aspergillus viridinutans is the source of this 1128-nucleotide messenger RNA. RefSeq names its product putative glycosyl hydrolase. NCBI's taxonomy places the organism in Eukaryota, Fungi, Ascomycota, Eurotiomycetes, Eurotiales, Aspergillaceae. The transcript is spliced from 3 exons. Gene Ontology annotation, biological process: carbohydrate metabolic process. The record is from RefSeq and is a predicted model, not a curated record. Bases 1 to 1128 code for a protein of 375 amino acids.